Messenger RNA from Saccostrea cuccullata (small rock oyster), 4057 nucleotides. RefSeq names its product four and a half LIM domains protein 2-like. The transcript is spliced from 11 exons. Gene Ontology annotation, molecular function: zinc ion binding. Lineage: Eukaryota; Metazoa; Mollusca; Bivalvia; Ostreida; Ostreidae. The record is from RefSeq and is a predicted model, not a curated record. The coding region runs from base 533 to 2200 and encodes 555 amino acids.
GAUGACUUUGCCAUAUUAUUGCCCUGCUUCCUUACUUGGCUAGCUGUCACAAAAAGGGGCUCAGCCAUUUAACAGUUUGGAGAGAGAAAGUCCUCGGACUUGUGGCAGAAAUAAGGGGAUUAGUAUGGUGUCGGAUGGAGAGCCCUCGGCUUUUUGAUGGGGACCCUGAUAGAUUAUCUGUGAUGUUGACUUACAACAUUAGUGCGUAAUCAGCAUAAUUGCCUACUGUUUCUGGUGAAAAGACUCCCACUGGACAUCUUAUCUGGCCUAUUGACGGCCCGGUCCUCAACCAAAGUGACAGUGAUUUGGUGGCCUAGACACUGGGUAGUAUAAUGACUGAGUGUGUGUAUAGACCUUGAUUAUAACCAGCAUAAGAUAACGGUGUACAAAUAUUGAACAUUGUUGAAUUUCAAACAUUUACUCUGAGUUGUACUACAACUUAGUGGCCUUUUGGAGUAAAUUUCAAGGGUGUGACUUCUCUAGCUGCAGGUGUUAAAUUUUUAGACAUGUUUGAUUCCUGGAAUUCUGUAAGAUGGACCGAGGAAAUGUUCCAAAAAUUGUAAUAUCAUGUGAGCAGGAUGUGUUGAUAAAUGAAGUGGACGACGGACAGCCGUGUUUGGCCUGUGGAGAGAGAUGUUCAGGGUUUACCCAACACAAAUGGAGGAACACAUGCAAUGUAUGCAAAUGUCCGAGGGAAGUACAUGACAUCUACAACGAAAACUUUGUCAACAUCCGCGACAGACUGGGAUGGAAACGAGACAAUGACCCCACCGCUCAGGUCAGCAAAGACCGCACCCUCAGGGAGGGGUACACCUGGAUCCCCCCAGGCUUGACCUCAGACCAGAUUGAGGAGUACAUGGAACAACUUCCAAACCACAAGAUCCCCCUCCUGGGUCGCCCGGGGGAGAGGUACCGAGACAUCCAAAUCAUCAGGCAGCUUCCCAAACAAGACCUCUCUGUGGAGUACUGUAAAAUGCUCCACUCCAGUAUAGAAAAGAAGGAGUAUAACAUCUUCAGGGAGCUGAGGGACAACAUUGCCAUGGAUAUAGGAAUGGUACAUGAGGCCAGCAGUCUGUCUACGUGUGACCAAUGUAAGGGUGAGAUUGAGCCUACAGACCUGGCUGUGUUCGCCCCUAAACUGGGAGCUGAGCUGUGCUGGCACCCUCCCUGUUUUGUGUGUUCUAAGUGUGAGGAAUUACUGGUGGACCUUGUCUACUGCUGCCACACAAAGAAACUGUUCUGUGAACGACACUACGCUGAGCAGAUCCGCCCAAGAUGUCCUUCUUGUGACGAAUUAAUAUUUUCUGGAGAGUACACUAAAGCUAUGGAUGAGAACUACCACAAGGAUCACUUAGCCUGCCACAACUGUGACAAGAAACUGGUGGCCUGUCGCUACAUCGUCAAGGACGAGAACCCCCACUGUAUCCCCUGCUACCAGGAACUGUAUGCCCACAACUGUGAGGAGUGUAAAAAACCAAUAGGACCCGACUACAAGGAUCUCUCAUAUAAGGACCGCCACUGGCAUGAAUUCUGCUUUAAGUGCUGCGAGUGCCAGAAAUCACUGGUGGAUCAGCCAUUUGCUCCCAAAAAUGACAACAUUUACUGCUCCGACUGUCACGACAAAAACUUCGCCGCUCGCUGCGAUGGCUGCGGAGAACCUUUUAAAGGAGGAGAUGAAGAGAGAGGCAUAGAAGGGAUGAAGAAAUUCGAGUACAAGGGAAAGCAAUGGCAUGAGGAAUGCUUUGUGUGUAUGGUCUGUAAACAACCUAUCAGGAACAUGAGCUUCAUCCCGCGGGACAAUGAGGCCGUCUGUGUACCCUGCUAUGAGGAACAGUUUGCUCAGAAGUGCUCUAAAUGUAAUGGGGUGAUUAACAAGGGAGGCGUGUCUUACAAGAACUCUCCCUGGCACCGGGAAUGUUUCACCUGUACCCAGUGUAACAAGGAACUGGCCAAGGAGAAGUUCACAUCCAAGGACGACAAGCCGUACUGUGCUGAUUGUUAUGGAGAGCUGUUCGCCAAGAAAUGCUGCCGUUGUUCCAAGGCUAUUACUGGUUUUGGAGGAACCAAGUUCAUCUCAUUUGAAGACAGACACUGGCACAGCGACUGUUUUGUGUGUUACAAAUGUGACACAUCCAUGGUCGGGAAAGGUUUCCUUAUGAACGAAGGAGACAUCUUGUGCCCCGAAUGUGGCCGCAAUUAGAAAGAAUAGACACUAUCAAUAAUUAAAUUUUAAUUGCUUUAAUGGCAGAUACUUUAUUUUAGAUCUUUCACUCUUUAUUUAUAUUUAGUUAUUUUUCAAAGGUUGAAUGUUGACUAUUUCAGAUGCUUUAUUUUUGUUUUAUUGGAAUUUUUAAGAAAGUAUAUAUAUCUAUAUUUGUGUCUUUGUUUUAAUUUAUACUUCGGGAUUUUUCAUGAAGAUCUCCACUGGAGAUGUAGAAAGAUUGUGAUGGUGAAAAGCAUGCAAAGAUAGAUAACUCUUGCCAAACAAGUUUGUGCUGUUGACGUUUGUAGUUCCCUCCCCCUGCCAUUUAAAGUCAAACACAUUUCACUGUCACUAGAAUAUUUUUAUUACAUUUAAAUACAAUGCAAAGCAUUUGAAGACAAUGUAUUUUUUUACUAAAAUUUAACUGACUGCCAUUUUUGUUGAUAUUGCUUUUGUUUGCAAUGUUAUUACUUUUAUGAAAAGUUUAAAAAAAAAACUUAAAAAUUAAAUGCAAUUUUAUUUUAACAUCUAUAAGUAAUUGAUAUGCAUGUAAGCAAAGUGUAGUUUAUAUAUUGCUUUAUUGUUAUUUCACAUUGAAAAAGAGAAAAAUGUUUACCAGUUGCUUAUAUAAGCUUUGCUUUAUAUACAUAGUACAUGUACAUGCAAGUGACUUCAAAAUGAAAACCUUUGUUUAUGAUUAUUUGCAUUUAUUUUCUCCACAAAAUCUGUUUUUAUUCCAGUUUUAAUUUGUGAUAUUUGUCCCUUAUAAUGAUCAUAUUUUAAUUUUUAAAAAGUUAAUGUUCCUGCAGUUUUUAUACCUGCACUGGAAUCACAAUUAUGAUUAAUGCUUAUUUGAAAAGAGAGUCAUGAAUAGUCACAUUAUUAAUAUUUUGCCUGCAUGUUAAGCUCAUGCUUCAAUAUUGAAUUUGAUGUUUGAAAUUUUCAAAAGUGUUAUGAUGUAUUUCAGUAUUAAUUGUUAUUGUUAAAUCAAAUGAGUGGUUUGGUUACAUAGGUUCACUAUUAUACAAGCUCAACUUCGUUAUCUCGAACCUGAUGGGACUGAGAAAAAACUUUGAGAUAUCCGAGGAUUCGAGAUAUUGAAGGUUAAAUACUUAAAGAAUAUGUGGUUGGGACUUCCAAAUCACUUCGACAUAUCCAUGGUAUUCGAAAUUUCAGUGUUCAAGAUACCGAAGUUCAACUGUAUUUUGAUUGUUCAGAAAAUGGAUUGUUUCUAUAUUUUGGUUUUCUUGUAGUACUAUCAUGUUCCGAAACCAUUGAUUACAACAUUUACUGCAUUUGCCAUUGUAAUUUUAAAAGCUACAUUGACUGGUCAAGUUAAAUAAAAGAUUUUCUGUAGGCAAUGUUUUGAGAUAUGAUUUGUAAUAUAUGGUUGCAAAAUGAACAAAAAUGUACUUGUUAAGAGAAUAGGUGUGUUGUUGGUGUAUAUAUACCACCAUUAGUGGGAAUGAAGAUUAUUUCUGGAUUAGAGGCAUCACUGAUUCUGCAACAUUUCACUUCUUGAGCUGCUUCUGAAAAGAGAUGUUGAAAUUAUGUUGAAACUGUUUAAAAUAUCUGCCCCUUUUCCACACUGUUUAGUUCAUUUCCUGUUAUUUGUCCCAUACAUACUGCUAUAAGCCUGUCUUUUCCACACAAGGCUCACAUUUAUCAUUGAUUUGUGUGCUUCCAAAGUUCUGUUGCCUUGGAAUAUUCGCUAUUUAUGAACGUUAAGUAAAUUGUUUUUAAGAAUAUUUAUGUCAGUUUCAGAAGAAAGUCAGACAUUUUCUGAUCAAAUUUUAUGUAUUUCAUCAUGUAAGGUGGAUGUUAAGUAUAAUAAAGCUUGAUGAAAAACGAUAA